CAUGCGGAGGAAUUGCUUGUUGUAAAUGCAGUGUCAGCGACUCUACGUGGCGAUUUUGGAAGCCGGUGGAAGGCGUAAUGUGGAGAGCGCGAGGAGGAGCUGAUUUUAUUCGGCCAACGACACGUCCACGGAAUCCACGUGUAGCCCGUCACUGAUGCAAACAUACGGGACUGUGCUGCUCUCAUCAACCGGGCUGGGUUUCAUCAUUGGGCGACCGCUAACCGUCGCUGCGAGAGGUGUGCCGAAGCGAUCCAGUGGAGCAGUUAAUAUGAUCACAGCACGGAUGCUGUUCUUGCUCAGCCUCUUUACACUGAGUCUGUGUGCUCCACAAGUUCAGCAAACGCUCAGUGAUGACAUCGUUGUACCAGACCUUGCAAAUCCUUUUGGGUCCAACGAAGACAACCGCAGGCUCUUGCAAAGCUACAUCAAGAGCAGCCUGAAGGAAGGACAGAACAGUCCAGAGCUGAACACAAGAGAACAAGAGAUCUUCUUCCUUUUCUCCCUGUAUGACUAUGACCGAAGUGGGCAGAUGGAUGGCCUUGAACUGAUGCAACUACUGACAGAUUUCCUGACUCAUCAUGAAAUGAUGCCAGAGUCAGCAGAUUCUAUUGUAUUUUUGGUGGAUGAUCUGCUACAAACUCAUGAUCUGAACCAGGAUGGACUGCUGGUUCCUUCAGAGCUGUUAUCAUCCACCAUAGACUAUCGGCAAGAAAACAUUGCUCCCCCUGAUCCACCUGCAGAGGAGGCCUUAAAACAGGAACAAACACACACCCAAGGGUCUGAACAUGGAAAUGAGACAGAAGACUCCGCUAAAGAAGAAAACUUGGAGGCUGAGAGUCACAAUCAGAUACCUGAAAAGCAGGACCGACUGCAGCCUCCAGAAGAGCAGGAAUUGCAAGAUGCUCAUCAGGAACAGAAGAACAUGCCAGUACAUCAAGGGCAACCAGAGAUCUAGUGCCAACUUAAGCUUGAAAUGCAACUUUAGAAACUUGUACAAGUCAACUUUUGAAACCACUCACCUGCUGCAUAUACUUUAUGACUGACGCAUAAUUUAAAUAUACUAAAAGUUAUGAAACUGAAGAGCAUGUGUUAAUGCUAGCAUUGCGGUACACAUCACCUUGUGGAUCCUCUGAAUGGAGUAACCCAAACACCUGAAUAAGUAAUUCUCGGUUCAGACUAUGCAAAUCCAGAAAGUACAACUUGGAUUUACUCCAUUUAAUACUGGAAUCUAGUCACAGCCAAUUUAGCAACCAUUGUAAAGGUUUUGUACCCAACUCAUGGCAUAUUUCUGUACCUAGCUCUUUUUUUGUGUGUUAAACACCAUUGAAAUAAACCUAGCUCAAUUAGAA
This is a messenger RNA of Carassius carassius (crucian carp), 1349 nucleotides long. RefSeq names its product cell growth regulator with EF hand domain protein 1-like. The transcript has 6 exons. Gene Ontology annotation, molecular function: calcium ion binding. The coding region runs from base 155 to 955 and encodes 266 amino acids. Lineage: Eukaryota; Metazoa; Chordata; Actinopteri; Cypriniformes; Cyprinidae. The record is from RefSeq and is a predicted model, not a curated record.